Molecule: messenger RNA, 1458 nt
Organism: Symbiodinium pilosum
Lineage: Eukaryota; Dinophyceae; Suessiales; Symbiodiniaceae
Source: the annotation of a GenBank genome assembly
AUGGGCAUCUCUGAAGGUGCUUCCCAGGAUGCGAUCAAGAAGGCCUACCGGGCCUUGGCCUUGACGGCUCACCCAGACAAGCAGGCCCAAUUGGAACCACUGGAAGCGAAGAAGGUGCAGGAGAACUUUGUCAAGAUUCAGGAAGCUUAUGAGCUUCUGUCUGAUCCUUCCAAGCGAAAACAGUAUGAUUCCAGCCUGGAUUUCGACGAGAGCUUGCCCAAAUUUCGGCCUGACAGCGGCCAAGAUUUCUUCCAAGUCUUUGGCGAGGUCUUUCGCCGCAAUGCGCGCUUCUCUGUCAAGCGGCCUGUGCCCGAUUUGGGAAGCUUGGAGGACGAGCCUAGAGUGUGGAAGCGGUUCUAUGACUUCUGGUACGGCUUCCAAUCGUGGCGAGACCCCGUAAUGCUUGCGCAGAAAGCCGGAGAAGAGAUCUGCGACCUGGAGGAAGCUGAGUGCCGUGAAGAGAGGCGCUGGAUGAUGAGGGAAAACCAGCGCGUGGCGCGGCAGUACAAGCAGCAAGAGCAAAGCCGGAUCGCGAAGCUUGUGAGUUUAGCCGAGUCCUUUGAUCCCAGGAUCCAAGCAGAGAAGGAGGCCAAGCGCCUUGCUCGUCAAGCCGAAGCUGCCAAACGAGAAGAGGAUAUGUUUCCCCCUGCAUUUUAUGGCCUUGAACGGCUUGUGGCAAUGUUACCCCACAGCGCAAAUUUCGAGGAGCAGACAGCUGCGCGGCGCGCAAAGGAGGAGGCAAGGACCCGAAGAUCCGCCUUGACCUUCCUUUGUUCUUCUUUCUCCUCUGCCUGGUUCGUUUCUGGCGGCUUUGAUGCUCCCUACGAGAGAAAGCUUGUAGGUUGCGCAGCUCCAAAGCCAUACAGCGGUUCGGUCAAUCGUGCGACAAUGAAGUGCUCACACGGGAGCCUGAAGAGUGAACAGGAGCACUUGGAGCACUUGAAAACCACCCUUCAGUUUCCAUCCGACCACGAGAAGGACGAGGAGGCCACGGAGACGCAACCCCUCCUUGGAGUCGAAGACACCUUUUCAAAGUCCACAAAGCGGAAACAGAAGUACAGUACACUGAACCUGGACUCCUUGGGCAUGCCAUUUCAGGAAAGACUAGCAAGGGCGCAGAUUCUGCUCGACAUGGACAGGCAGUCAUGGAUCAGCAAGAAGAUCACGGAGUUUUUGGAGGAUCCAGAUUCCAGUGCAUGCGCCCUCUACUACUACUACGGAAUUUCAAGUUUUACAUUGUUUGGCAUGAUCUUUGCUUUUCUACCAGCCCUAAAUGUGGAGCUGACUACAGAGUUCAAAGAUAUCAUCGAUGUUGCAAUCGAUUCCAUCUUGCUGACAGAGACUGUCAUCCGCUUCAUUUGUUAUCCAAGUCUUGGGGCCAUUUUUGCGGGUGAGCAGCGCUGGGAGAACCUUAUCGACUGCACCAGCGCUCUUCCAGUCAUACUUCUGGCAUCUUGA